AUGAAGGACCUCUUCCACCCAUCCCUGGAAGAGGACAGGAGGAAGCAUAAGAAGAAGCCCCUGGUGCAGAGCCCCAACCUCUACUUCAUGGAUGUGAAGUGCCUGGGAUGCUACAAAAUCACCACCGACUUUACCCUUGUUCAAAUGGUGGUUUUGUGUGCUCGCUGCUCCACUGUCCUCUGCCAGCCUACAGGAGGAGAAGCAAGGCUUACAGAAGAAUGCUCCUACAAAUGGAAGCAGUACUAA
Messenger RNA from Nyctereutes procyonoides (raccoon dog), 246 nucleotides. RefSeq names its product 40S ribosomal protein S27-like. The transcript has a single exon. NCBI's taxonomy places the organism in Eukaryota, Metazoa, Chordata, Mammalia, Carnivora, Canidae. The record is from RefSeq and is a predicted model, not a curated record. Gene Ontology annotation, molecular function: RNA binding; structural constituent of ribosome. Gene Ontology annotation, biological process: translation; ribosomal small subunit assembly. Gene Ontology annotation, cellular component: ribosome; cytosolic small ribosomal subunit. Bases 1 to 246 code for a protein of 81 amino acids.